AUGAAGUUUCAUGUUCAUCUUCUUCUCUCGUUGAUUCAAAAAAUAAUUUGGAGACAAAGAUUCUUAAAGUUUUUUUUAAUCAAUGAAUGUUUGCAGCAAAAAGUAAUCAUUGAGGUGAAGAUGAAAUGCAAGAAAUGUCAGUCCAAGGCCUUGGAGAUAGCAGUUGGGAGAAAAGGUGUUACCUCAGUAGCUUUCAAGGGGGAAAGCAAAAAUCAAUUAGAAGUAAUUGGAGAGGGAAUUGUUGAUGCAGCUGGCUUGGCAGAAACGUUGAGGAAAAAGGUUGGCUAUGCGGACUUAGUGAGUGUGGAAGAAGUCAGAGAAAGGUAAUAAAAAAAAAUAGAGGUGUCACCUCUUGAGUCUAGAAGUGUACAAUGUUGAAAAUUAUUCUUCCCCAAAGUAGCUUGAGUUUUAUUUUUUUAUUCAUAUGUCCUUGUACUGUGUUUAUUUGAAAUUGUGAAUUGUUUAUUUGUAAAGACAGCUAUCUCCAAGAACAUGCUUUUGGUGGGCAAGUUAGCCUUUCAAAUUUUAUUAAAAAAAAUGAACAAGAAGAAGAAGAAGAAAACUUUUUAAUCUAUUAGUAUAUUACAAA
Molecule: messenger RNA, 589 nt
Organism: Humulus lupulus (European hop)
Lineage: Eukaryota; Viridiplantae; Streptophyta; Magnoliopsida; Rosales; Cannabaceae
Product: heavy metal-associated isoprenylated plant protein 47-like
Exons: 3
Coding region: 1-327 (108 amino acids)
Source: RefSeq, a predicted model, not a curated record